This is a messenger RNA of Contarinia nasturtii (swede midge), 1330 nucleotides long. Its product is annotated as ester hydrolase C11orf54 homolog. The record is from RefSeq and is a predicted model, not a curated record. Gene Ontology annotation, molecular function: zinc ion binding; hydrolase activity, acting on ester bonds. Gene Ontology annotation, cellular component: nucleus. NCBI's taxonomy places the organism in Eukaryota, Metazoa, Arthropoda, Insecta, Diptera, Cecidomyiidae. The transcript is spliced from 6 exons. Bases 94 to 1104 code for a protein of 336 amino acids.
UUCAGUAAUUCGCUUAUUAAAAGUGGUUUUAUCUUCUGACGUUACAUAAGUUUUGUAUUCAUUAAGGUACGAAACCAGUCAAAAGUUAAAGCAAUGAAGCACUUUUUAUUUUUGUCGAUUUUGGUGUUUGGUGAGUUGUGCGUUAACAGUGAGAAACUACCUGGAUGCGCUUCAAAUGAAUUCCCAUGGGUAGAAAAACCGCUUUAUGUGCCAAGAUUAACUGAAUUGGCCGAUGCUUUUUUAGCCGGACUGAGUGAAAAUUAUGCCAACGUAUCGGUGAAUGUAGUGGAUAGUCCCGAUUUUAUGCAAGCCCCAUACCACUUGGCUUCAAGCGGAAUGUCUGGUUCACAAACUCUGAUUGAUGUUGGCGCUGAUACAUUUUUACUUCCUUUGCCGAAUUUCACAAAAACGUACAAUUUUAUUGAUAUCGCACGAAAAGCAAUUCCGCAUGCAAAAAUGAUUUCACUCAACGGUGCUGGAGCUGGGCCAUAUGACUUUAAGGAUUCAUGCUGCGAGGGUAUCUAUAGUGUACGAAUUGCAGAAAAUGGAUCAUUUCACAGUGAGUCCCACGUUGCAUUCAUUAAACCCAGCGACAAUUCGUUUAAUCUGGAACGAAUUCCAUCGAGCGAGAUAAAAUUCCCGUUCAUAAACAAUUUGUUUGCGUCAGAGGGCCAAAGAGGAAAGGUAAUUCAAAUCAAAGUUAAAAAACGUGUAGGAACAGAAGCUAGCUUCGUUAACAUUUGCCGCAAAGCAAUUACGGAUGCAUUUGAAAACCAGCCGGUCGGUAUUGGUGGAGUUUUUGCAAUGAAACAAGGCAAGGCUUUACAUCAUGUUCAAUCAAAUUGUACGGAAAAACUCGAUUCAAAAGAAAAAAUUCGAAAAUGGUUAAAAGUGCACGAAAUACCUGCUCCUUUAACUGCUCUUGGAACGUUUAUUACUGAUAAAAUGGAUUUAGAUUUACGUCCGCAACAUUUUCAUAGUUUUACAAACACCAAUCUCGGCGGUCAUUACUAUUACGACACAACACCGGACACAAUCGAAUACGAAGCAUACUUCAACGUUGCCGAACGCAUAAUUCGCGUCGAUCGUGGUAAAAAUUACUAAACCAACUGGACCGAUUCACGAUUUCUUCAACGGCUCAUGAAAAAUGCGCCUAUUUAAUCUAUAAUGGCUGCCAAAAGGACAGUACAAUACUUUUUAAUUUGUAUGGAAAGAGGAGAUGUUUUGGUUAAAAAUCAAAACUGAAAAAAGUAAAUUAUUUAUUUGUGAAUUUAAAAUAUCUACCAAAAAAUCUAUAGAAUGACAUAAAGAAUCAAUGGCAAAGAAUGUA